AUGGACCAACUUUCUCCCUCCUGGGGAACUAAUAGCAAUACUCUCAAUACCCCCAGUCAGGUUUCAUUAAAUUCAAAUAGUGCUAUCUCUUCGGGCGAGUCUAAUCAAAACGAAAAAGUUAUUCAGCCACAAUCUCCAAACGUUUUCAAAUUAUUCUUUGUGCAAUUAUGGAUUAUGAUAAAGAGAAAUUUUAUUUUACAAAUUCGAUAUCGUAAAUCGACAAUAUCUCAAGCAAUCGCAGGGCCAUUUAUGUUCUUGCUGCUUUUAUUUAUUCUGCAAAAAGCCGAUAACGUGGUUCAAAAAAAAGCCUAUUAUCAUCCAAAAUCGUAUCCACUUUUGGGAGUAUUACAAUGUCAGGGACGCCAUGAAAGUUCUCCUUGUAUAAAUGUAAUGUACACACCAGAGAAACAUAAAGAUAUAAUGCAAGCUUUUUCGACAAACAAUCAAAAAAGAACGGGACAAUCAAUGCCGCUAGAAGAUGUUAAAUUAGAUCUUACUACGCGUCCAGAUAAGAAAUUGGGGAUUGUUGCAGUUCCUGAUGCCACAUUCAUUUACAACUAUACUUUAAAUAAUCCAAAUGUUACAUUGUUUGGUAUUGAAUUUACCAUUGAAGAUGGACCGCCAACCAACUAUCGAUAUCAAAUUUGGUUUAAUAGCACUCAGACAAAUAAUAAUUCAGAUGUUUUCAAUGAACAACUACUAUCCUUUCAACGGGGUAUUGAUGAAGCAAUUGUAACCGUCGCGACAAAUUCUUCACCUGGGUCAUCGAAUUCACCUGCCAUGAAUCUUCAAUUAAAGGAAUGGCCUAUUGUCCCGCCCAAAACCAUCACUGAUCAAAUGGUCGCAAACCUCGGAGCUUUAUUCUUCUUUUGUGCUGAGAUGGUUAUUUUUAUCUCAAUAUUGAACACUGUAGUUGCUGAAAAAGAGGCAAAAUUGGCAGACAGUUUAGUUAUGAUGGGCUUAAAGAAAGAAGCUUAUUGGUUGGCAUAUUUUGUUUCUAAUGGAUGGCUCAUUUUAGUCUGCUCAUUGGUUAUUUGUAUCUUCGGUUUGGCUUUCGAUUUUGCCGUCUUUCGGCACACCAACUUCUUGGUAUUACUGAUUACUUUUAUCCUAUUUGGUCUUGCUAUGGUUACUCUUGCCUUUUUCAUCACUACCUUCUGUCGUACCGCUCGAGUCGCAGUCCUAGUCGGUAUUUUCUUAUUCAUUAUCGGCCUUAUUUUCCAAUCAUUCGCAUUCUCAAAUGCAUAUAUUGGCUAUAUUUGGUGGGAUAAAAACACAAGCAAAAUUGGAUGGAUAAUUCUAAUUUUCAUUCCCUUCUUCAACUUUGGCAAAAUUUUCUUGGAUAUGUCACAAUUAACCACCGGAAAAUACGAUUACUUGACCGACACAUUCGCUCCCGGACCUGGAUUCAAAUGGGGUGACCUUUACAAUCCAUUAACUGAUAAAUAUCUUCCAUCUUAUGAUGCUGCCGGCCGUAAACCUGAUGUGCCAGCUCCAGUUCAAAGUUGGUAUUUGUUACUCAUGAACAUUGUCUUAUAUCUCUUCCUUACCUGGUAUUUCGAUAAAGUUAUUCCUGAUGAAUUCGGUACACGUCGUUCACCUUUGUUCUUUUUGUCGCCAAAAUAUUGGGGAUUGAGGAUCUCAAAAGGUUAUACGAUGCAAUCUUGGUUGCAAAAAUAUCAAAAAGCUGCUGUUGAAUCUCAUGAGGGCGAAGAUACGGACGUUGCAGCUGAACGAAAUGCGACAUUUGACACUGAUAAUGACGCUGUUCUUCGAAUUGCCAAUUUACGUAAAGUUUUUCGACAUUCAAUGUUCUAUACGAGUAAGCUUGAUAAAGUUGCCGUAAAUGAUCUUUGUUUGACUUUAAAGGAGGGAAAAUGUCUUGCAUUACUUGGACAGAAUGGUGCAGGAAAGAGUACAAGUAUGAACAUUUUAUCGGGGAUGACACCAGCAACAUCAGGCGACGCUUUAAUGUAUGGUCUAAGUGUUCGUGAAGAUAUAGAUUCAAUUCGCAAAAUUAUGGGAGUUUGUCCGCAACAUGAUCUUCUUUUCAAUGAUCUCACAGCUCGUGAACAUAUUGAACUUUAUGCUGGUAUUAAAAUGGUCCCGCGCGAAGAAAUUGAAACAUUAGUAAAUGAGAGAUUAGCCGCUGUACGUCUUACCAAAGUAGCAGAUAAAUUCGCUGGAACAUAUAGUGGUGGUAUGAAACGUCGUUUAAGUAUGGUAGUAUCAACAAUUGGUGAUCCACAAAUUAUAUUUAUGGACGAACCAACGACUGGAAUGGACCCCGUAAAUCGACGUCAUGUUUGGAGUUUCAUUGAGAAUUUCAAACGAGGGCGUGUCAUUAUCUUGACGACACAUUCUAUGGAGGAAGCUGAUGUGUUAGGGGAUCGUAUUUGUGUAAUGGCUCAUGGACGUCUACGUGCACUAGGAAAUGCCAUUCAUCUAAAGAAUAGAUUCGGUGCAGGUUAUCGUGUUUCAUUGGUCACACAUCCAUUAGAUUCUUCACGUGCGAAACAAUUGAUCGAACAACAAGUACCAGAUGCUGUAUUAGAAGAUGAUUCAGCUGGUGCAUUAAUAUAUGAAUUACCAAUGUCUGCAUUACCCUCUUUACCAGCACUAGUCAGAUGGUUUGAAGAGAAUCGAGAAUUGAGCUCGGUGGAAGAAGGAAAACCUAUGAUUAGUUCAUGGGGUGUAAGUCAAAAGGGAUUGGAAGAGGCUUUCUUGAAACUGUAA
Messenger RNA from Ambispora gerdemannii, 2736 nucleotides. NCBI's taxonomy places the organism in Eukaryota, Fungi, Glomeromycota, Glomeromycetes, Archaeosporales, Ambisporaceae. The record is from the annotation of a GenBank genome assembly.